This is a messenger RNA of Anneissia japonica, 434 nucleotides long. RefSeq lists its product as uncharacterized. NCBI's taxonomy places the organism in Eukaryota, Metazoa, Echinodermata, Crinoidea, Comatulida, Comatulidae. The record is from RefSeq and is a predicted model, not a curated record. The annotation marks the transcript as partial. The transcript has 2 exons.
UAAGGUGGGGAGUUCACCGAAAAGAGUAUGUAUUGUAUUCUCUUGAAAUUGACCCGUUAACAAACAUUAAUCACCACAUUUUCCUGUUUUCAGUCGACCUACAUUUCGAGGACAUCUUUCAAAUCAUCCGCAGAUGGAAAAAAUACAAUCAACAGAAACAUUAGCGUCACAUGAAUCAGGCGCACAGUAUUUAGCAGCUGGUUAUGGCCAGAAAUCCAGAGCCAUGCUCUUGAAGAACGCCAGUGGUAUGGUUGGACGAGCACCAAGUCGUAGCGACAGACCAAGUUCCACCACAUCUCAAAACUGGAAAAGGCAGUACACCUUUAAAUCACAAGCACAGAAACGCAGCGACCGAAUGAUAGAAACGUGGGAUGACUUCUUAGCAUUCUCCACUCAUGGAAGACAACAUAGAGCAAGUGUGGUGCCAACAACAG